AUGACAUGUGCACGGGAAGUAAUCUGCUGCGGGAUUGCAGAUGCAAGGGUUCUUCUGUUGAUACUAAUGGAGUCUGUGGAUGAUGAUCCUGAUGUUGUAGAAAGAUGCCCAAAAAGUCGUUACAUUCAGUAUAAUGAGUUGCUGGGAAGAGGUGCAUGGAAGACAAUAUACAAGGGGUUUGAUGAAGUUGAAGGAAUCGAAGUUGCAUGGAGCCAAGUGAUGUUAGAUGAUACUAUGCAAAAACCUGAAUAUCUGGAGAGAAUUUACACCGAGGUUCAGUUACUAAAGAUGCUAAAACAUGAGAACAUAAUCAAGUCAUAUGUUUCUUGGGUGGACGACGAGAAGAAAAGGGUUAACAUGAUUACUGAACUGUUUAUCUCGGGGGAUCUGAGGCAAUAGCGCGAGAAGCACAGGAAUGUUGAUUUGAAGGCUAUCAAGAACUGGGCCAGACAGAUCCUUCAAGGCUUGGUUUAUCUGCAUGGUCAUGAGCCGCCUAUUAUUCAUAGAGAUUUGAAAUGUAACAACGUAUUUGUUAACGGAAACCAUGGACAAGUGAAGAUUGGCGAUCUUGGAUUUGCAACGUUAAUGCUCCGCCCCACCACCAAAACUUUGAUUGGAACCCCUGAAUUCAUGGCUCCGGAGCUUUACGAAGAGGAAUACAAUGAACUUGUUGACAUUUAUUCAUUUGGUUUGUGUAUAUUGGAGCUGAUAACUUGUGAAUAUCCAUACAGCGAAUGCAAAAAUCAUGAGCAAAUAUAUAAAAAAGUUAUAUCUGGGAUAAAACCCGGUGCUGUUUCAAAAGUCAAAGAUCUACAAGCCAAGGAGUUGAUAGAGAAGUGUUUGGUCCCGGCAUCUCAAAGAUUGCCCGCAAAAGAGCUUCUGAAAGCCAUUCUCGCGCCAGAAAGUAUAAAAGACAAUCCGGUUGAAGUCGACUUGUCAACAUAUCCAAUGGACAUUGACGAUAACAACAAUAUGGUUUUGUCGGGUAGCUCAUGUGUGAAGAGCAAAACUACUAGCACCUGUUUACCUUCACUUGAAUUUCAGCGUGUCGGUGUAGUUCUAGGACCUAGUAAGAGGGAUAUCAAGAUUGGUCAAGAAGGGUUGAGUUGUAAAGAAGAAGAUGGCAAUGAUACCUACAAAAGAUGGGCUGACAAGAUUUAG
This is a messenger RNA of Helianthus annuus (common sunflower), 1161 nucleotides long. Its product is annotated as probable serine/threonine-protein kinase WNK4. Gene Ontology annotation, biological process: protein phosphorylation; intracellular signal transduction. NCBI's taxonomy places the organism in Eukaryota, Viridiplantae, Streptophyta, Magnoliopsida, Asterales, Asteraceae. The record is from RefSeq and is a predicted model, not a curated record. Gene Ontology annotation, molecular function: protein serine/threonine kinase activity; ATP binding. Gene Ontology annotation, cellular component: cytoplasm.